AUGACUCGUGAAGUCCGUGAUUCAGAUCGUGAUGCAGCCAGAGAGCCCUGCCCUGAUAGGAUCGUCGAGGAUCUAGGUGGUGCCUUUGGUAUGGGCUGUGUCGGAGGCUUUCUGUGGCACUUUGUAAAGGGGGCCCGAAACUCCCCACGGGGGGAACGAUUGCAUGGUGCCUUGUAUUCAGCCAAGACACGGGCCCCUAUUCUGGGCAGCAGUUUUGCGGUUUGGGGUGGUACCUUCUCGGCAUUUGAUUGCAGUCUACAGUAUAUACGUCAGAGAGAUGACCAUUGGAAUGCGAUUGCCUCUGGAUUCUUAACAGGAGGUGUAUUGGCAGCAAGAGGCGGUUGGAAGACAGCAAGCAAGAACGCUGUAGUAGGAGGAAUACUAUUGGCGAUCAUCGAGGGAGUAUCAGCACUGUUGAUGAAAAGCUCAUCGCAAACACCGAGGGAACAAGCAUUGAUGCAAAUGCAGCAGGAAAAGUUAGUACAGGAAUACCAAGAUAAACAUGCCGCGGCAAAGAAAACGGCUGAGGAGGCGGCUAAGGAGGGGUCGAUGCUUUCUGGUUUGGGAGGGUUGUGGGGUCGAACGCAUGAUGAUAAAACUGACGCUGAACCAUCUUCCAGCAAGCGCAGCGUCGUCGAUGUACUCAUUCCAACCGGAACCGACAAGUUCUUAAUUUAUCAUUGA
Molecule: messenger RNA, 684 nt
Organism: Perkinsus marinus ATCC 50983
Lineage: Eukaryota; Perkinsozoa; Perkinsida; Perkinsidae
Exons: 8
Coding region: 1-684 (227 amino acids)
Biological process (GO): protein import into mitochondrial matrix
Cellular component (GO): mitochondrial inner membrane; TIM23 mitochondrial import inner membrane translocase complex
Molecular function (GO): transmembrane protein transporter activity
Source: RefSeq, a predicted model, not a curated record